This is a messenger RNA of Penicillium coprophilum, 1794 nucleotides long. RefSeq names its product Proton-dependent oligopeptide transporter family. The coding region runs from base 1 to 1794 and encodes 597 amino acids. Gene Ontology annotation, biological process: transmembrane transport. The record is from RefSeq and is a predicted model, not a curated record. Gene Ontology annotation, cellular component: fungal-type vacuole; plasma membrane. Gene Ontology annotation, molecular function: dipeptide transmembrane transporter activity; tripeptide transmembrane transporter activity. NCBI's taxonomy places the organism in Eukaryota, Fungi, Ascomycota, Eurotiomycetes, Eurotiales, Aspergillaceae. The transcript has 7 exons.
AUGUCGGGUCCCAUGCCCGAUGUGCACGGCUCUGCGGAUGUAACCGCAGAGCCUAACCCACAGCCACGGUUGGUUAUACAAGCUCCUCAAGCUCGCAAUUCGAGCGAUGAUACUGAUGUCUGUGCCUCUCUUUCUUUGUCGAAAACAGAACAAGAUUCACGUCUUUCUUCUGAGGUCAAAGACCAUGCCAAUGUCCAUGUGAAUCACGAUAUAUCGACCCCGUCGAACAACGAUGACGGUCGCGUUGCCACCGAGGAUGAAGUGCGCGACCUCCUACAUGUCGUUGACAACAUUCCUGUUCGGCUCUGGGUAGCAUGCCUGGCGGGUAUCCUCGAACGAUUCGUCUGGUACGGGGCAACCGCUCCUCUACGUGCAGAAUUACCUGCAAAAUGCCCCUGGGGGGAGGUACCGGGUGCACUAGGGCUGCAGCAGGCCGCUGCAUCCAAUAUUGUGAAUGCAGUGAUCAUCGGGUCGUACAUCGUGCCCGUGCCUGCUGCUGUUAUUGCCGAUAGCUGGUUGGGCCGCUACAAAACAAUGAUAUACUCUGCUAUCAUUGAGGCCAUAGGGGCAACCAUUCUGUUCGCGACGUCCCUGCCCGUCGCCAUCGAAAAGGGGGCAGCUUUACCCGGAGUCAUAACUGCCUGUGUACUGAUGGCCAUUGGAUCGGGGGCAUUCAAAACGACGGUGGUACCAUUUAUCGCCGACCAAUACGAUGAAGCCGAGUUUCGAAUCAAGGUUGAGAAGAAGAAGGGAGAGCUGGUUGUCACUAGCCGGCAAUUGACUAUUACCUAUAUCUAUAAUGUCUUCUACUGGGCUAUUAACGUUGUGGGUUUUGUUGCCGAUGCCACGCCAUUGUUGGAACGUUAUGUUAGCUUUUGGCUGGCCUACCUCAUUCCAUGUUGUGCCAUGUGGCUGGCCCUAAUCCCGAUACUCUUCGGUCGCAAAUACUUCAUCCGCGAGUCGCCAACAAGCAACAUUAUGCCCCAGGUGUGCGCUGCGUUGCGGUGUGGUAUCACCGGUGGCUUCAAAAUGGACGCUGCAAAGCCAGACGCACAGCUUCAGCAACACGGUCGCCAGGUCCCUUGGGAAGACUCCUUUGUUGAAGAUAUUAAGAAAAGUCUUCUGACCUGCCGAGUAUUGAUUCUGUUCCCUAUUCACUGGCUCUGCUAUAACCAGACGUUCAACAACUUGAUCUCUCAAGCCGGUCAGAUGGUUACGUACGGUAUCCCGAACGAUAUGAUGAAGAUUGCUGGAGCUAUCUCAGGCAUUAUUGUCGCGCCUAUUAUCCAAAAAGGAAUCUACCCUUAUCUAACAAAGAGACGCAUCUCGUUCGAACCGAUCGCACGGAUGACAGUCGGAUUCAUCUUCUUGACCCUCUCAAUGGCUUACACAACGGUGGUUCAGAAGCUUAUCUACCAGAAGGGGCCAUGCUAUGAUGCACCACUGAUGUGCCCUGCUGCCAAUCAUCGCACUGUCCCCAAUCAGAUCUCCGUCUUUCUUCAAAUUCCGACAUACUUCGGUGGAGCAUUAGCAGAGGUAUUUUGUCUUACGACGGGAACUGAGUAUGCCUAUAACAAUGCUCCGAAGAGUAUGAAGACCCUAGUACAAGCUAUCUGGCUUGCUAUGGCUGGGAUUGGAACUUGUCUUGCCCUGGCCUUCACUCCGCUCACCAAGGAUCCACAUCUGGUCACGAUGUAUGCUAUCUUGACUGGACUGUUGGGUGGGGCGACUAUUCUGCUAUGGAUUCUUUUCAGGCGCUUGGAUAAGUUGAAGAUCAAGGAGGACGCUGAGUGA